CCAAGGCACAGCAGCAAGAGGAAGAGUCAGGAGAAGAGUGGCACAGAGUAAGGAAGAGAGGCAAGGAAUAACUGAGAAGAUAUGGUUCGCUCAUGUGGACAAGGGAUCCCUGCCUGGGUCUAUGUGGGCACCCUGCUCCUCUUAAUCCACUCUGUCACAGUUCGAGGAGCUGUCCUGAAGCAGGAGGUGUCAUUGGAGGCCACACUGCUGAAUCACUCCAUGAGUUUGGUGGAACGUAUGGAGACCCUGCUGGCUCUGGGGAACGGCAGUGAUGUCACACUCCGAGUGCAGACCAUCAACACGGAUGAGGUGAAGGUGAUCCCGGCCCACAGCCUGGUCCUCACGCUGCAGAGCGACGUGUUUGAGGAACUGCUGCUCAGUUGCAACAACAGCGCUGUUGUUUUGAGGGAGACGCCCGACUGUGCAGCUGUCUUUGACAAGUUUGUCAGGUAUCUGUACUGUGGUGACAUCUCAGUACGGCUAGAUCAGGCCAUAUCUCUGCAUAGGCUGGCCAGCAAGUAUCAUGUGUGGGGUUUGCAACACGGUCUGACCCAGUAUAUGACCCAACAUCUGCCGAGUGAUUCGCCCACCGGCCAUGUGAUUGGCUGGUACAACUAUGCAUUACAUAUUGGGGAUGUGGUCCUGCGGGACAGCUGCCUGCAGUACCUGUCCUGGAACCUGUCUUCUGUGCUGCAGAGCGGAGAAUGGGGUUCCAUCAGUGAGGACCUGCUGCUCUCCUUGCUCCAGCGCUCUGACCUUAUUCUGCAGAGUGAGCUGGAGCUCUACGAGGCCCUGGAGGCCUGGAUAAGCCAGAACCAGCCUGUCAGUUCGACAGUCGAAAGUGCCUUAAGGGCUGUUCGAUACAGCAUGAUUCCCCCUCAGCACCUCUUCCGUCUUCAGAAGCAAUCCCUCCUCCUUCAGAAGCAUUACGAGUCCAUCCGUGAUCUUCUCUACCUCGCUUUCCAAUUUCACUCGGCCUCACCUAUACAACUGGCCAAGUACUUUGAUGUCAACUGCAGUAUUUUCACUCCCCGUAACUACCUGUCCACCUCCUGGGGUUCCCCUUGGGUCAUCAAUAGCCCCCCCCGUGAUGACCGCAGUUUCAGCUUCCAGACCCAGCUCGGGCCUAGCGGCCAUGACUCCAUCAAGAGAGUGACCUGGAACGCCCUUUUUUCCCCUCGCUGGCUCCCACUCAAUGCCAGGUCAACCUAUACUGAGCUGGGCGCCAUGCAGCCUACACGCACAGAUGGAGGUCGACCUCGCAUCAUUGUGACACCAGCCACCUCUAGUCCGGACUUUGCCGGUGUGAGUUUCCAGAAGACCGUGAUCGUGAUGGCAAGACAGCUAGGAAAAGUGGUGGUGCGUCACGUCUACAACUUCCACCAAAGCACAGAGGAGGCCGGAGAUUUCCUGGUGGAUGCCGACCUGCAGCGACGUGCAUCAGAGUACCUGAUUGACAGCUCCCUCCAUCUGCACAUUGUAAUAAAACCUCUCUACCAAACUCUCAUUGUUGCUAGAAAGUAAAAAGCAGGAAUUUGGUGUGGCCUUAUCAUCAGUUAUACACCCUCCACCCACACUAUCAUCUCAGAGCACGUGUUUAUGCAUCCACUCUGUGACAUCUCUAUUAAGCAAGGUGGUGUUUGCCCCAAUAAAGAUUAACAAUUUAAUGGCUCAGCAGUGAUUAUCGAAGAGAUGAUGGUUGGUUUUCAAGUAUUUUAUGCAUACUAAGAAGAAAAAAGAAAACAAUUAUUGAAUUGUAUUUGUUCAGGUAUUCUGCAGUCUGUAGUCUGUGGUCUAUGUGAUGGUUUGUUGUUUGCAUAGGUAUUAGAGGAGUUUUGCUUUAAAAUAACUGUUGUUAUUAUUUGUAUGCAUUUCACUAUUCAGCAGUCAAAUAUAGAUAUUUUCUUCUUGAAACUUAUAUCCUGUGACUUACACCAAAAUACUUGUUUUGUUGUUUACCUACCAAACUGUGUAAAUUGAAGUGCAAUCCCAUUAUCAGUAUUCCUUUGUAUGCUUUGCUGAUUUAGUAUGUUUGUUCUUAUUUAUUGUUAUAAAUGUUUUUUUAUCUAGCUUUAAAAUAAACAACACAACUAUGUGAUUUUCAUCCUGAUACAAACAAAAUGAAUAAUAAAAGACAAUAACAUAAAA
Molecule: messenger RNA, 2148 nt
Organism: Pseudoliparis swirei
Lineage: Eukaryota; Metazoa; Chordata; Actinopteri; Perciformes; Liparidae
Gene: btbd17b
Product: BTB (POZ) domain containing 17b
Exons: 3
Coding region: 82-1524 (480 amino acids)
Molecular function (GO): protein binding
Source: RefSeq, a predicted model, not a curated record